Messenger RNA from Dipodomys ordii (Ord's kangaroo rat), 1059 nucleotides. RefSeq names its product endonuclease V (gene Endov). The transcript is spliced from 9 exons. Gene Ontology annotation, molecular function: RNA endonuclease activity producing 5'-phosphomonoesters, hydrolytic mechanism; single-stranded RNA binding. Gene Ontology annotation, cellular component: cytoplasm; nucleolus. The record is from RefSeq and is a predicted model, not a curated record. Gene Ontology annotation, biological process: DNA repair. NCBI's taxonomy places the organism in Eukaryota, Metazoa, Chordata, Mammalia, Rodentia, Heteromyidae. Bases 16 to 1059 code for a protein of 347 amino acids.
GGUCGGAGACCGAGCAUGGACUCGAAGGCCGCGGAACGGCCUCCCGAGGAGACCCUGUCGCUGUGGGAACGGGAGCAAACCUGGCUGAAGGCCCACGUGGUAGACUGGGACACAGAGCCGUGGCAACAAGACCCCAGCUUCUCGGGGCUGCAGAGGGUCGGGGGUGUCGAUGUGUCCUUUGUGAAAGGGGACAGUGCCUGCGCCUGUGCCUCCCUGGUGGUGCUCAGCUACCCAGAGCUCGAGGUGAUCCACGAGGAGAGCCGCAUGAUCAGCCUGACCGCCCCCUACAUCUCCGGCUUCCUGGCCUUCCGCGAGGUGCCUUUCCUGGUGGAUUUGGUGCAGCAGCUGCGGGAGACAGAGCCAGGCCUCAUGCCCCAGGUCCUUCUUGUGGAUGGGAACGGGCUGCUGCACCCCCGAGGCUUCGGUGUGGCCUGCCACCUUGGUGUCCUCACAGGGCUGCCCUGCGUUGGGGUGGCCAAGAAGCUCCUGCAGGUGGACGGGCUGGAAAACAACACCCUGCACAAGGAGAAGAUUCAAGCUCUGCGGGCUGCGGGGGAUAAGUUUCCUCUGACAGGAGAUUCUGGGGUUGUCCUGGGAGUGGCCCUGAGGAGCCAUGACCGCAGCUCCAAGCCACUCUACGUCUCUGUGGGCCACAAGACCAGCCUGGAGACAGCCGUGCGCCUGACCUGCCACUGCUGCAGGUUCCGGGUCCCCGAGCCAGUGCGCCAGGCUGACCUCCGAUCUCGAGAGCACAUCCGCAGGACCCUCGCACCCCCAGGGCCGCCCGCACCGGGCCGAGAGAGGUCCCAGAAGGUGCAGAGGCCAGAAGCACGUCCCAAAGGAGGCCGGGGCGAGGGCAGCUGCCGGGGGCCGGGCCCCGAGUCCGAGGCCCCACCACCAGUCCCCCAGGAGCAGGACGGGGACCGGCGGGCUGGGGGAGCUGCGCAGCAUGAGCCGCUGGAGCUGCCUCAGGGCGGGGGCUGCGCCGAGGAGCCGGUCCCUGGGGACGGCGAGGGUGACCCCGCCCAGCCACAGGAGGAACACAGGACAUCCCACUGA